AGUACGUCAACGUGCGGUGCUGCGGCCUUGAUCACGUGGGGUUAAGUGACACGUGUAUUUCGCUCUUGUGUAUAUAAGCCAGCGUUUUAUACUUAGAAACCACUCUGUUCCUAAUUUUCCCUUGCAACCCUUGCAAACAGAGUCAGAAAUUUCAUGGCGAUGUCUGUCAUUCUCCAGCUUGUAUGUGCUUGCAUGAUUGCUGCACCGGUUAUAGGAAGCCAAACCCUGAUCGGAGAUGAUCCGAGCCUCCAAGCUUACCAAAAUGAAGAAGAGUGCUUUCCAUUCACCGAGCCUUGGUACGUAGUUUACCGCAACUUCGAGCUGGACCCGUACUUCGGACAGGCUGCCACGUGUAUAAGGGCCGUUGAAACAAGCCCUUAUGCGAGUGGAUCGACCACUGCUGACGUCCUGUACUCGCCUGAUGUCUCUGUAAAGGUGAAGCUAACACUGACGUCGUCUCCUGGAUACAGCGUAAAGAAUGUCAUCACCGUGGAAAGUGUCGAUGAUGCGAGCGUCAAAUUCGACUUGACGGCUGUAUACAAGGACUGCCAAAAGUGCAAGGUCUUCCGCCACAGCUAUAUUAACGAAGGACAAGGGUGCACCUUCUGGAAGCCAGAGAGUCAGCUUGGAGUGAAUGACACCUGCUGUGACUUUAUCUUCGACCUGCUCUGUGGCUCCUCGCCCAAAUACCAGAUCUACGUUCCUGGUUGUGAGGGUUCUGGGUGAAACCACUGUUGCGCAUUUACUGCUUGCGCAAUUUUUCGG
Molecule: messenger RNA, 765 nt
Organism: Dermacentor silvarum
Lineage: Eukaryota; Metazoa; Arthropoda; Arachnida; Ixodida; Ixodidae
Exons: 5
Coding region: 154-726 (190 amino acids)
Biological process (GO): symbiont-mediated perturbation of host defenses
Molecular function (GO): amine binding
Source: RefSeq, a predicted model, not a curated record